AUGUCUGUGGCUCGAUUUCGUCUAAACAGCUAUCAGUUGUUUUGGCUGAGUUCAGUCCUUACCUCAUUCUACUUUGGCUAUUCGGACAGAUUCUGCUCUAAAACACUCGAACAACUUGAACUCGACUCUCAGCCCUUUCUACCUAAAGCGACAACAUCACCAAUAACUUUAUUCGCCCCUACACUUGAGAGGCAAAACGACAUUUUGGAAAAGUUAUUUGAAGAAUCGGAGGAGUUUUCGUUUGGCUCAGAUGGAUUCCGAGUUGCUUCCGAGUACUUCUUCAAAAAGGCGUCUGAUUGGUACAGAUCGCCAAAAGAAGCGCCUAGAUUAGAUCAAGCUGGUUGUGGAAUGGAAAUGAUGAGGGACGUUAUUAGAGGAUCCCUGUUUGGAUCAGUUCCGAUCAAAAGCGCACAGCAAGCGUAUGGCGGAGAACUGUACAUCAUGCCACUGCUUCGAGAGCAGUUCAGAAGCUACACCAGAGCGAAGAACGACGUAGACUCUCCUAGCGCCGUGAAAAUUGGAACGACUGGGAAACGCUCGACAAAGCAAGCGCUUGAAAAGACAGUCGAGAAAGAGCUUCUCGAAGUCGCGGAGAAAGCUUUUAACAUGACGCCAACGGCACAGAUAGGACUUAUCGUUCAAAACCCGCGACAGUGGGCACUCGAAGUCGUCAACGAACGCCAUACACUGCCUACCUCGGACCACUACAUGGAUGCAAUCAGUGAAUAUGUUCUUAUGCUCGAGAACCUGAUUCCGCAGUGCACCGAAAUCGCGAAAACCUACUCGGGCAAGUGUACGCUUCUGCGCUUGGAAGACAUCAUCUCCCGCCCGGCAGAAGUGUUCAAUCUGCCAUCACUGAGCCCGGUUGACUUCGAACUGAAAAAUCGCUUCGAAAUUCCUAUUGUUGAAAACGAAGUAGAUAGCAAACUUUCGCGCAUCAAAAAGCAACUUUCGAGUUUGGGCUACGCCGGCUGGGAAACAAAAGACCGACUCCAUUCCCUCAACCUCGUCAAAUAG
Molecule: messenger RNA, 1017 nt
Organism: Oikopleura dioica
Lineage: Eukaryota; Metazoa; Chordata; Appendicularia; Copelata; Oikopleuridae
Source: the annotation of a GenBank genome assembly